AUUUUUUUAAUCUGAAAAAAAUCCAGAAAUUUAUCUAAAUAACAGUUUUGAAUAUGAAUCUUACAGCAAACAUGAUGAGAAAUACGUGGUUGGUUUUUUUUCUAACUUUUCGACUGGAGAUUGUUUUAUCAGCUGCGUGCACCAACAACAAUGAAGUUGGAGAAGAUAACCCGAAAAACGAAGAUAUCGACACAAAUUCAGGUUAUGCGUACCUGGUGUGUGCCACAUCCGGAAGAUUCGCAUUUGAUUGUUGCGGAAGCAUCACAAGAUUCGAAUACUACGCACAAGCUACAGGAACCAUAGUUCUGCAGGUCUGGAGGCCCAUGGGCGGGAACACGUAUAAGCUCGUUGGUAGUGUCACCCACACAGCAGGUGCUACAGGUGAUCAAUCAGUGCCGGCAGUAUUUCAAGUCGACCAGAAUGACUGCAUCGGAUGGUACACGUCGUCGACGGACAUGGUCCCUUCUAAGAACGACGGUGGCGCUCCGGACACGAUCUAUAUCACAUCAGCCCCAACCAACAACGUUGGAGAUACUCAAGUCUUCUCCGGUGGGGGAACUGUAACAAACGAGCGUUUUCAAAUAAAUGUGCAGCAAAACGUCCCAAAUGCUACAGUAGCUCAACCGGUUACGUACGACGCCGGAAACCAAAACAUCCCCGACACGACGGCGGCCAGUGCAAGCGUCGGUACAGUGACGUUCACGGAUUUAGACGUUGCAGACACCAUCACUAUCACCAUGGCGGCAAAUAAUUACUUUGCAAUGGUUAAUAACGGGGAUGGAACAGCUUCCGUGACGUUAACUGCUGAUGCGAACUACCCGAUCAACGAUGUGUCAGGAACUACCCAGACAUUGACCUUCACCGCCACGGAUUCGUGUGGGAGCACCGCCACCACAACCAUGCCUGUAACAAUUAUUAAUCUGCCUCCGACUCUGACUGGACUGGUACCCGGCCAGACAGAAUCAGAGACAGUUGGCUCAGAGAGACAAGUGAUGACGUACACAUGCUCAGACACCAUCGAUGACGUCACUGGAACGAUAACAGUCAGUCCAAGCACCACGCCCGAAUUCUUUUUUUCAAGGUUUCUCUCUGGAACUAAUAAUAAUGCAGUGUACGAGAUCUACCUCCCUGCUCAAAGUACUACCCACCAGUUUGACGCAGAUUCCGUCUCUCAGUACACCAUCACGGUGACGUGUGAUGACGGGAAAACACUCGGCACCGAUACUGGCACAACCGUCAUUAGUCUGAGCGCCAAUCAGCCACCAUCAAUUACCAAUUUACCAGCUCCUACGUCUAUCGACGUUUCUCAGACUGUGACAAACGGUUCGAUCGUGUUUACAGUCCUCUUCACGGACCCAGAUACAGAUGAUACGAUUGACUUUACUUGGUCAUGUACACCAACAAACUGUCCCUUCUACUUUUUGGACUCCGGCGCUAUGCAGACCAUCCAGAAUAUGGCGGACGCCAACUCCAACGGUUAUGACAUCAUUAUCACACCAGUCGACAACAGAGGGAACUUAGGCGUCUCUCGCACAUUGACGGUGGUUGUGACAGACAUAAACAGCUCACCGACGUUUUCAAACUUGCCCAUUGACGUACCAAUUGACGAGAACAUUGCAAUCGGAACUUCUAUUUUCACCGUAUCGUUUACGGACCCCGAUGUCGCCGACACGCACACGUUUUCUUUCGGAACCUCAUCGUACUUCGAAAUGGCAGACACUUCAACUGGCGUUAUUACAACUAAAGCGGUAGUCGACUACGAAGCGUUGCCACAAACGUCGUUCCCUAUACAAGUGACUGUAACUGACGGUAUAAAGACGGCCACCGACACUGUGACCAUCAACGUUAAUGAUCUCAACGAGCCCCUCGUAUGGAACUCCGCAACAUAUCGAACAGACGUUGCUGACGGCGCGGCGGUUGGUACAGCGAUAGCUAACCCAGGAUUUAACAUUACGGACGAAGACCCAGGGGAUACUUACACCUGCCGUAUGGAUUGCGGAGCAGCGGACGGUUAUUUCAACCUGUUGACGAAUUGUGCGUCCACUUCCGCGUUGGCGGUGACGUCCGUAUACAGUCUGGACAACACGGGACUCGGGACGUCUGUGGUCUGCACGGUUACCGCCGUGGACACGGGAUCCCACACUGCGACCACAACACUCAGCAUCACAAUCGACGAUGCCGACAACUACACACCUGCGUUCACGUACACCAACAACGUGUUUACUCUUUCUGCGUACACGGCAAGUGGCGUUGUGGUCGGCACGGUAACUGCAACUGACGAGGAUACUGGAACCUUUGGACAGUUCACAUACUCGAUGGAUACGUCGUCCCUGCCGGAUAGUUACUUUGCGAUGGACUCUGCAACCGGGACCAUAUCGACGGUGGUUGACUUGUUAACCACGUGUAACUGUUCUAGCACUUCUUUCGUUAUGCCGAUAACGGCGGAAGACCAGGGAGGGUUGGUUGGCUCCGCACAAGUCACCAUCUAUAUCACGGAUGCGACAACAACACACACGACAACCACUACUGACAGGUACCGAACAUUCUUUGAGGAUACAAAGAACAUUGCGUGGUUUUCGGUUGCCAUGGCGCUGUGUGCUGUGAUAGCUGCGGUUACUACCUUCGUAAUGAUUCGUUAUGUCUGCAACGGGCCGCCACUUUGUCGCUUCAGAACAGGAUCCAAAUUUUAUCGGAGGCAGCUGGACACACCCCCUCGUCCUUUGACACCACGUCGACCGCCUCCACCGAAACAAGAGCCACAUCAGUCAAUUCGGCGAUGUCCUCCUCCCAAAGGUUUUCAGUUUUGGAGGAGCCAAAGAAUUGGACAGUAGACGAUCGAUCCCGUUUGAUGUGGACGAAUAUUGUUUCAUGUUUAAAGGCGCGCAAUAUAGGUUCAGCCACAUGACACACAUGAUAUAUAAAAAAGUAUUUAAAAAUAUUAACCCGUAUAAUUUCUGUUGUUGUUUUUUUAAAUAAUUGCUACAUUGCCACAUGUUGUUUUAAAAGCGCCAUCAUAUCGCUAAUAUUUGUAUCUGUGCAUAAACCGUAUGCCUUAUUUUGUUUUAAUAAGUCAAAUGAGCUAAACAUAAUAACCUAUAUUGUGUUAAACAUAAUAACCUAUAUUGUGUUAAACAUAAUAACCUAUAUUGUGUUAAACAUAAUAACCUAUAUUGUGUUAAACAUAAUAACCUAUAUUGUGUUAAACAUAAUAACCUAUAUUGUGCUAAACAUAAUAACCUAUAUUGUGUUAGACAUAAUAACCUAUAUUGUGUUAAACAUAAUAACCUAUAUUGUGUUAAACAUAAUGAUGUGUUAAACAUAAUAACCUAUAUUGUGUUAAACAUAAUAACCUAUAUUGUGCUAAACAUAAUAACCUAUAUUGUGUGCCAUUUAAUAUUUCAUGUUUCAAACUUUUUGACAUAAUCAAUUUAGCUUGUACCCAUACUGGUUUAUUACUUCCCAAAUCGAUAUAAAGGUUUGAUGUUUUUGUUAUUUGUAAUUUGGUACCUCCUCUGUUUAUCUGUAUAUGUUAUGUUCCAUGAUAUCAACUAUUAUUCCCAUUCGAUGAUGGUCUUUAAUGUUCUCUCAUACAUAUCCAUGUCGUGUUGUUCAUUGAUACGUGUUUACCCUUCCUUCAUAGACAUUUAAAUCAUUGACGUAUGUUUUUAUAUUAGAUUCUUAUGAAAGAUCCUUUGGCCCAGACAGACAUGAAUUGAAUCUAUUGCAAAAUGCCUACAUGUAGUGUUAAAGCCAGAUCAAUCGAAUAGAAAAGUGGUGUCAACGAACUUCAGAUCAGGUAUGGAUCGUGCAUCAGUCGAGCGUCACGCUUGUAGAUAAUAAAGCAAUUCCCUUUAGCGUUAGAUAAAUCAAUAUCGUCAAUAAAAAAUAAAACAUA
Messenger RNA from Mya arenaria, 3895 nucleotides. Its product is annotated as cadherin EGF LAG seven-pass G-type receptor 2-like. Gene Ontology annotation, biological process: homophilic cell-cell adhesion. The transcript has 21 exons. Gene Ontology annotation, molecular function: calcium ion binding. NCBI's taxonomy places the organism in Eukaryota, Metazoa, Mollusca, Bivalvia, Myida, Myidae. The coding region runs from base 54 to 2831 and encodes 925 amino acids. Gene Ontology annotation, cellular component: membrane. The record is from RefSeq and is a predicted model, not a curated record.